AGGAAAUUUAUAUAGUCUUGGUGGUAAGUUGGACACAUUUCCAACAAAAACGGUGCGUUUGGUACUUUCCCGCGCUUCAGCUGUUUAUAUUAGACGGACUGCGGCAAUCGACAGAUCCCUAAAUUUUAAAAAAAUGGAAGGAGAACAUGGGAACGACGAUUUAGAAAGAGUAGAAGAGGACGAAUCGGUUAACGAGUUGCUUCGAGACCGAUUCCGGCUCUCUGCCAUCUCUAUCGCAGAAACUGAAGCGAAAAAUAUCGGAAUGGAGAUAUCUGAACCAAUAAUUGCUUGCAUUUCCGAUUUAGCCUUUAAAUACACAGAGCAAUUGGCAAAGGAUCUGGAGCUGUUUGCUCAGCAUGCUAGUCGUAAAACUGUCAGCAUGGAUGAUGUUAUACUUUCUGCUCAUAGAAAUGAACAUGUAGCUGCCUUGUUGAGGUCCUUCGCCCGUGAUCUGAAAGCUAAAGAACCCCAGUCGGAUAGGAAAAGGAAGAAAGUGUCGAAAAAGCAAGAUGCAGCAAUUACUAAUGCAACAUUGAGUUCACCUGCAUUACUCAGCAAUCUUCUCAACCAUGGACCUAGUGCCGUGUUGGAUUUCGUUUCCCGGAGGAUCAGAUUCUGAGGAUUUUGGUUAUGUACUAAAUGUUAUUUUGCAAUCAUGUACAUCUUUGUAAAUAAAUUCCUUACAAAAUCCACUUGUGUUCAUCUGCAUUUUGGAAUUGGCGAUGGAUCUUGCAAGUUGUAACCUAGUUACACAAUUGAUGAAGUACCGAGUCAAAAUUGAUGUGAUCAAAUGCCAAUCUUAGGCCCAUCAUUUAAUUGGGGCCAAAUUCGUGUUUGAUAAGGACCUUUUUUUACACGAUUUAAUUUUAAUUUGUUUACAUUUUUUGAGUUA
This is a messenger RNA of Mercurialis annua (annual mercury), 892 nucleotides long. Its product is annotated as protein MHF1 homolog. NCBI's taxonomy places the organism in Eukaryota, Viridiplantae, Streptophyta, Magnoliopsida, Malpighiales, Euphorbiaceae. The record is from RefSeq and is a predicted model, not a curated record. Gene Ontology annotation, biological process: resolution of meiotic recombination intermediates; replication fork processing. Gene Ontology annotation, cellular component: FANCM-MHF complex; Fanconi anaemia nuclear complex. The transcript is spliced from 5 exons. Gene Ontology annotation, molecular function: chromatin binding; protein heterodimerization activity. The coding region runs from base 134 to 619 and encodes 161 amino acids.